UCAAGAUACUUCACCUGAAAUUGACCUCUCUUUUGCCCUUUUGCAGACAACAACAACAACAACAACAACAACAACAAAGAACAAGAACAAGAACCAAAAGAAGAAGAAGAAGAAGCGUCUAGCGGGAUUUUUUGUUGUCUUUUUGUUGUAUAUCCUUCCCGUAAUGAGAAAAAAAAAAGUGAGGGGUGAGGGGGGGACGGGAAAUGUACGUGUGUGCGUGGGUGUGUGCGGGGGGAGGGGUGAUACACAUGUAGGAAACCCCAGGAUGUGCUUCAACCAUAUCCUGAAGACCCCAGUCAUGGUUUCGCCGUUCCUCGCGACGCUGCUGGUGCUGCCGCUGCUCCACCAGGGCCACGGAGGAGCCAAGUGCGUCGGCCAGGCCCUGAAGGAAUGUCUUGAGGCGGAGAUCGAAGUUGGAGAUGGGAACAGAACAGACAUCUAUGAAGACCCUCGUGAAAUACCUGGAAACUCGAGCAUCGGUCAAGCGUCUGUCAGGUUGUACGUGAAGCCCAUGGCGGACUUCAGAGGAGUUGACCUAAGAGCACACCACGCUAAGGGCUCCUCUGAUGACUCAAUGAUCUCACUCCCCGAACGUUGCUUCCGGAAGGGCGAUUCCUUGUGGUGGGAGUUGAACGCCACGAUGCGGGUGACCCAGAAGACACACUACAGCAUCCUUCACUUCGAGGUUGUGGCGGGAGAGUGCGAGAAGAGUCACCAGACGAAGGAAACGCAGAGUACCAAUUGGCGCUUCGUAGUGGGAGCUGGGGGCGCUUCCCUCUGGCGGCGAAACAGCACCCCGCCCGACUGCUGCAGGACCCGACCAGCGGACAACACAACACUGGCAGAUGACUACGCUUCCACAGACCCUUCCACCUCUCCGCCUCUGCCCGGGUCCUGCGGGUGUGUGGAGGCUGGCAGGGCGAUGGAAAUGGUGACUGUGGCUGUGGCUGUGGUGGUGGUGGUGGUGGUGGUGGUGGUGACUGUGGUGGUGUUGAUGCUGGGGGUGGUGGUGAUGAGGGAAAUGAAACAGAUCGUCAGACGAAGUCCCAAGGCGUCCCCAGUCGGCCGUGCAUGCUAGACCCAGCCACACAGCCAGCCAGCCAGCCACACAGCCAACCAGCCAGCCAGCCACACAGCCAACCAGCCAGCCAGCCACAGAGCCAGCCAGCCAGCCACACAACCAACCAGCCAGCCAGAGAGCCAAGCAGUCACACAGCCAACCAGCCAGCCAGCCACACAGCCAGCCAGCCAGCCACACAGCCAACCAGCCAGCCAGCCACACAGCCAACC
This is a messenger RNA of Eriocheir sinensis (Chinese mitten crab), 1290 nucleotides long. RefSeq lists its product as uncharacterized. NCBI's taxonomy places the organism in Eukaryota, Metazoa, Arthropoda, Malacostraca, Decapoda, Varunidae. The coding region runs from base 164 to 1078 and encodes 304 amino acids. The record is from RefSeq and is a predicted model, not a curated record. The transcript is spliced from 2 exons.